AUGCAUGCAGCUGCAGCAGCGGCAGCAGCUGCAGCAGCUGCAGCUGCUGCAGCAGCUGCAGCAGUUGCAGCAGCUGCAGCAGCUGCAGCAGAUCCAGCAGCUCCAGAAGCUCUAGCAGCUGCAGCAGCUGCAGCAGCUGCAGCAGAUCUAGCAGCUGCACCAGAUCCAGCAGCUGCAGCAGCUGCAGCAGCUGCAGCAGCUGCAGCAGCUGCAGCAGCUCCAGAAGCUGUAGCAGCUGCAGCAGCUGCAGCAGCUGCAGCAGCUGCAGCAGCUGCAGCAGAUCUAGCAGCUGCAGCAGAUCCAGCAGCUGCAGCAGCUGCAGCAGCUGCAGCAGAUCCAACAGCUGCAGCAAAUCCAGCAGCUGCAGCAGCUGCAGCAGAUCCAGAAGCUGCAGCGGCUGCAGCAGCUCCAGAGGCUGUAGCAGCAGCAGCAGCAGCAGCAGCAGCUGCAGCAGCUGCAGCUUCUGCAGCAGGUCAUCUUUGUAACAAAUGA
Messenger RNA from Eimeria necatrix, 492 nucleotides. RefSeq lists its product as hypothetical. Lineage: Eukaryota; Apicomplexa; Conoidasida; Eucoccidiorida; Eimeriidae. The transcript has a single exon. The record is from RefSeq and is a predicted model, not a curated record. Bases 1 to 492 code for a protein of 163 amino acids. Gene Ontology annotation, molecular function: ice binding.